AUGGCCAACGCAAAUGGCGGCGAAGCUAAGAAAGUUGAGGCGUUACAGCCUCAUCCGGUGAUGGAACAGUUGCCUGGUGUUCAAUAUUGCGUCAACAGUCCACCUCCAUGGCCUGAAGCACUGGUAUUGGGGUUCCAGCAUUAUUUUUUGACUCUUGGUACAACUGUUUUGAUUCCAAUUCUGACAGUUCCUCAAAUGGGUGGUGAUAAUGCUGAUAAAGCUAAGGUGAUACAGACCCAACUCUUUGUUUCAGGAGUGAACACACUAUUGCAUUCCUUCUUUGGGACUAGACUUCCAUCUGUGAUAGGUUGUUCAUAUGCAUAUUUGAUUCCCACAAUUUCUAUUCUACAAGCCAAAAGAUAUAGAAAGAUACAAGAGCCUUAUGAGCAAUUUGGAGAGACAAUAAGAGGUAUACAGGGUGCUCUAAUUGUUGCCUCGGGUUUUCAGAUGGUCAUUGGUUUUGUAGGCUUGUGGAGGAAUGCUGUCAGGUUUCUCAGCCCACUAUCUAUAGUUUCUCUGGUUUCUUUUACUGGUCUUGGGCUCUAUCAUCUUGGUUUCCCAUUGCUGGCAAAAUGUGUUGAAGUUGGGCUUCCAGAGUUAGCAUUGAUGGUUCUUAUCUCACAGGCAAGUAGUUCAUGGUCAUACAGUCGUAGUGAUCCUGUUCUUUUAAGGCAAUUCCUAAAACAGAUUGAUCAUGUUGGGCUAUUGACUCAGAGUCACCAUGAUUUCUACAGAGAGUAUCUUCCUCAAUAUAUAAAAUCAAAGAGGCCCAUCUGUGAUCGAUUUGCAGUGCUGUUCUCUGUUGCAAUUGUAUGGGUUUAUGCGGAAAUUCUAACAUGGACUGGUGCUUAUAACAAAUCCAUGGAUGCUUCAAGUAACUGUCGUAAUGAUCGUGCUGGACUCAUUAGUGGAGCUCCAUGGAUAUAUGUUCCUUACCCAUUCCAAUGGGGAAGUCCUACUUUUAGAGCUGGAGAAGCCUUUGCUACGAUGGCUGCUGCUUUUGUUGCAUCUAUUGAGUCUACAGGUACAUUUCUGGCAACGGCGAGAUAUGGGAGUGCCACACCUGUACCACCUUCUGUGGUCAGUCGAGGUGUUGGCUGGCUGGGGGUUGGUACUUUGCUGGGUGGUAUUUUUGGUAGCGUAGCUGGUUCAACUGCAUCAGUUGAAAAUGCUGGAUUACUCGCGUUGACAAGAGUUGGAAGUCGCAGAGUUGCACAAAUAUCAGCAGUGUUUAUGAUUUUCUUCUCUAUCUUCGGAAAAUUUGGAGCAAUUUUCUCUUCAAUACCUUUGCCAAUAAUAGCAGCUUUAUACUGCAUUUUCUUCGGCUAUGUUUCUUCUGCAGGGCUCAGUCACCUUCAAUUCUGUAACCUGAACAGUUUCAGAACAAAAUUCGUUCUAGGCUUGUCUUUUUCCCUGGGACUUUCACUACCACAAUACUUCAGAGAACAUCAACUAAGUUCUGGAACUGGUCCUGUUCACACUCAUGCUAGAUGGUUUAACGAUAUUAUAUCUGUCAUCUUCAUGUCCCACGCGACAGUGGCUGCUGUAGUUGCUCUAUUAUUGGAUUGCACUCUCCCCCAUGGGGAUGAUGAACAUCAUAAAGACAGUGGCUUGCAUUGGUGGGAGAAGUUUGUUUUAUAUACCAAAGAUGUUAGGAGUGAUGAAUUCUAUAGACUGCCAUGCAAACUCAAUAAGCUUUUUCCGUCUUUAUAG
This is a messenger RNA of Ilex paraguariensis (yerba mate), 1713 nucleotides long. The record is from the annotation of a GenBank genome assembly. Lineage: Eukaryota; Viridiplantae; Streptophyta; Magnoliopsida; Aquifoliales; Aquifoliaceae.